Molecule: messenger RNA, 1917 nt
Organism: Prunus armeniaca (apricot)
Lineage: Eukaryota; Viridiplantae; Streptophyta; Magnoliopsida; Rosales; Rosaceae
Source: the annotation of a GenBank genome assembly
AUGUCGAUGUCAUUUUCAGCUGUAUCUGUACCAUCCUCAGUUUCAAGGCCAAGCUAUCUCUGCUCCAGUGCUUACCAGUUCUCUUUUGGGGCUCCAGCAAACUACUUCCGUUCUGGGUCGGGUGGACGAGUUGUGCUUCAUGGAGGACCUCUCCAUUUGUGCCGAAAAUUUUGUGGCUUAAAACAAUGGAUACUUGAGAACUUACACCGUCAGCAUCAGAGAAAACUUGGACCUACAAAUGAGUAUAAGAGUAUUAAAAAUCAAUUCAAAGAUCACUCAACAGAUCAAUCUGGUUCGACUUUAUCACAUGAAGAUGAUGUAUCUGCAGACUCCAAUGAUCAAACUUCGAAAAUAACUUCAGAACUUGAAGAAAGUUCAUUGCCAAGUUCCCAGCCACAUGCUUCUGUAACGGAGCCCACUACUUCAGUGGAAUCUCCUUCCAUGCCACAAACACAUUCCUCCAAGUUUCUCGUUGAGUGUGGUGAAGAACCCUCACUCUGCAUUGCGGUCAUAGGAGCAACUGGUGAGCUGGCUAGGAGAAAGAUUUUUCCAGCGCUUUUUGCGCUGUAUUACAGUGGCUUUCUUCCUGAGAAUGUAAGUAUCUUUGGUUAUUCAAGAAAGAAUAUGACAGAUGAAGAUCUGAGAUCCAUGAUCGCUUCAACUUUGACUUGUCGUGUUGACCAUCAAGAAAACUGUGGAGACAAAAUGGAUGUUUUCCUCAGUAGAACACACUACAUUAAUGGAGGUUAUGACAACAGAGAAGGGAUGUCAAAACUCAAUGUGCUGAUGAAGCAGUUUGAGGGAAAAUCUGAAGCAAACAGGAUAUUUUACCUUUCUGUGCCACAAGAAGCACUUAUAAAUGUUGCAUGUUCUCUCGCUGAUAAUGCCCAAACCCUGAAGGGCUGGAAUCGUGUAAUCAUUGAGAAACCUUUUGGCUUUGAUGUAUUAUCAUCUCAUCGGUUGACGCAGUCUCUGCGUUCUAAGUUUGAAGAGAAACAAAUAUACAGGAUUGAUCAUCUUCUAGGAAGGAACCUUAUUGAAAAUCUCACGGUUUUAAGAUUUGCUAAUCUAGUAUUUGAGCCACUGUGGAGCCGUACAUAUAUACGCAAUGUACAGGUCAUUUUAUCAGAAAACUUGGGUGUCCAAGCAGGAAGGUACUUUGAUGGUUACGGGAUCAUUCGUGACAUAGUACACAGUCAUAUACUUCAAACAAUAGCAUUGCUUGCCAUGGAAACACCAAUAAGUCUAGAUGGGGAAGAUAUACGAAAUGAAAAGGCCAAACUUCUGAGAUCAGUCCGGAAAUUGGAGCCAAGCGAUGUUAUACUUGGCCAAUAUAAAGGGAGUACUAGAGAUAAGGUUGAUCUAUUUAUGAACAGCCUGACCCCCACAUAUUUCGCUGCUGCAUUGUACAUUGACAACGCACGCUGGGAUGGUGUGCCGUUCCUGAUCAAAGCUGGCAUGGGACUCAUCCAACAUAGGGUGGAGAUACGCAUACAGUUUCAUCGUGUCCCAGGAAACCUUUAUCGUGAGCGUAUGGGGCACAACAUCGACCUCGCUACCAAUGAACUGAUUCUGCGUGAUACACCUGAUGAAGCCAUCCUAGUCAGAGUUAACAAUAAGAUUCCAGGAUUGGGGUUCAAGUUGGAUUCUCCGGAGCUGAAUUUGCUUUAUAAGGAUAAGUACAAUGUAGAGGUGCCUGAUUCGUAUGAACAUCUCCUUCUUGAUGUCAUUAAUGGAGACAACCAUCUGUUUCUGAGAAGCGAUGAGCUCGCAGCUGCAUGGAAUAUUCUAACCCCAAUUCUGAAUGAGAUAGACAAGAAAAAUAUAGCACCGGAGCUGUAUGAGCUGGGGGGUAGAGGCCCGGUAGGAGCUUACUAUCUGUGGGCAAAACAUGGGGUUCGCUGGGCAGAGGACUAG